Galdieria sulphuraria is the source of this 1036-nucleotide messenger RNA. RefSeq names its product homocysteine S-methyltransferase. Gene Ontology annotation, molecular function: S-adenosylmethionine-homocysteine S-methyltransferase activity; zinc ion binding. Gene Ontology annotation, biological process: S-methylmethionine cycle. The record is from RefSeq and is a predicted model, not a curated record. Lineage: Eukaryota; Rhodophyta; Bangiophyceae; Galdieriales; Galdieriaceae. Bases 11 to 943 code for a protein of 310 amino acids. The transcript has 3 exons.
AUUUCUACGGAUGGCUCCGAAACUGCUUCUGGAUGGAGGUUUGGCAACAGAACUUGAAAGGAAAGGUUUUGACUUGAGUAUUGGAAAACUAUGGUCUGCAAGACUAUUGGAUGAGUGUCCUGAACUUAUCGAACAAGUACAUCUUUCCUAUUUGGAAGCAGGAGCAAACAUAAUAACCAGUUCCAGUUAUCAGGCUUCUUUCGAUGGCUUUUUGGAAGAAGGUUACAGUUUAUCUGAAGCAAAAGAGUUGAUGAUUCGUAGUGUUCAGUUAUGUAAACGAGCACGUUCAACCUUUCAAAACUUUAGUCCGUCUGCCACAGAUUGCUAUGUUGCAGCUUCCUGUGGUCCUUAUGGUGCUUAUCUUGCUGAUGGUUCAGAAUAUAGAGGUUGUUAUGGUGUAUCUAAAGAGCGACUUUUAUCAUUUCAUUCAAGUCGCCUUGAGGUUCUUGUGGCACAAGACCCAGAUUUUAUUGCUUUUGAAACAAUUCCUGAUAUAGAAGAAGCACAAGCGAUUAUUGAGUUGAUGACUAGAAAGUAUUUUUAUAUUCCUUUUUGGAUAAGUAUACAAUGUCGCAAUGAGACGGAAAUGGCUUGUGGCACAUCUAUAGAGACUAUUGUACCAUUCUUGUGUAGUACGACCAAUUGUUUUGCUAUUGGUGUGAAUUGUGUGCCUCCUCAAUAUAUAUCUUCUUUGAUAAGCAUCAUCCGUAACCAAUUGUUGAGAUUAUCUUUAUCUACUUUUAUUAUUGCGUAUCCUAAUUCUGGAGAAGUCUACAAUCCUUUAAAGAAAGAUUGGAAUCAGGAAAUGAAGAACAGUAUACAAAGUUGGGUUGAUUAUAUGCUUGACUGUGAUGCAGAUGUAGUUGGUGGUUGUUGUCGUACAACACCUUUACAUAUCCAGUUGUUGAAGAAUCAAAUAUGUCCAUCAACAAAUUCUUCUUAAAACUGCCUUUUCGUUUGAGAACUUUUCAAAGAUACCUUCGAAAUGUUUUAAAUUCACCAAAAGAGCGAUUGAAAGAAAAAUGCUAAAUGAUUA